GGGGGGAAGCGGGUGGGUGCCGGCGCUGGCGAUGGCCGAGCUGGAGGGGCCCGAGUUUGGCAAAGCCGACUUCGUCCUGCUGGACGAGGUGACGAUGGAGCAGUUCCUGGAGAACCUGCGCCUGCGGUUCUCUCAGGGCCGCAUCUACACGUACAUCGGGGAGGUGGUGGUGGCGGUGAACCCGUUCCGGGCGCUGGCGCUGUACGGUGCCGCGGCGGUGGAGCGCUACCGCGGGCGCGAGCUCUACGAGCGCCCGCCUCACCUCUUCGCCUUGGCCGACGCCGCCUACAAAGCCAUGAAGCGCCGCGCCAAGGACACCUGCAUCGUCAUCUCGGGCGAGAGCGGCGCGGGCAAGACCGAGGCCAGCAAGUACAUCAUGCAGUACAUCGCUGCCAUCACCAACCCCACGCAGAGGGCAGAGGUGGAGAGGGUGAAGAACGUGCUGCUCAAGUCCAACUGUGUCCUGGAGGCCUUUGGCAACGCCAAGACCAACCGCAACGACAACUCCAGCCGCUUUGGCAAGUACAUGGACAUCAACUUCGACUUCAAGGGUGACCCCAUGGGCGGCCACAUCCACAACUACCUCCUGGAGAAGUCCCGGGUCCUCCAGCAGCAGCCGGGAGAGAGGAACUUCCACGCCUUCUACCAGCUGCUGCGGGGAGCCCCGGCGGCACUGCUGAGCGCCCUGCGCCUGCGCCCCGACCCCGGCGCCUACCGCUACACCCAGGAGGGGGCCCAGGGCGCCUGUGGGGAGGACGCAGCCGGCUACCAGGCAGUGGAGGAGGCGCUGGCCAUCAUCGGCUUCUCCCCGGAGGAGGUGGGCUCCCUGCGCCGCGUCCUGGCCACCGUCCUGCACCUGGGCAACGUGGUGUUUGUGGCGGAGGGCGAGGCGGCGGCGCUGGAGGAGGCAGGGCAGGAGGAGCCCACGGGGCAGGUGGGCACAGGGCAGGUGGGCACGCUGGCAGAGCUGACAGCCACGGCCCCGGAGGAGCUGCGCCAGGCCCUGCUGAGCCGCACCGUGGCGGCGGGCGGAGGGGAGCUCAUCCAGAGGGGACACAGCCCCCGGGAGGCCGCCUACGCCCGCGAUGCCUGCGCCAAGGCCAUCUACGAGCGGCUCUUCUGCUGGAUCGUGGGGCGCAUCAAUGCCAGCAUGGCCCCCCGCGGGCACGACCCGCGCCGGCACGGCAAGGGCACCGUCAUCGGCGUCCUCGACAUCUACGGCUUUGAGAUCUUCCAGACCAACAGCUUCGAGCAGUUCUGCAUCAACUACUGCAACGAGAAGCUGCAGCAGCUCUUCAUCGAGCUCAUCCUGCGGCAGGAGCAGGCGGAGUACCAGCGGGAGGGCAUCGCCUGGCAGAACAUCGAGUACUUCAGCAACGAGGCCAUCGUGGCGCUGGUGGAGCAGCCGCACCGCGGGAUCCUGGCGCUGCUGGACGAGGCCUGCCUGGCCGCGGGGGCCGUCACCGACCCGCUGUUCCUCAGCUCCAUGGACGCCCGCCUCGGCCGCCACCCCCACUACACCAGCCGCAAGCUCUGCCCCACAGACAAGAGCAUGGAGUUCAACCGGGACUUCCGCAUCAGGCACUACGCGGGAGACGUCACGUACUCAGUGGAGGGCUUCCUGGACAAGAACAAGGACACGCUCUUCCAGGACUUCAAACGGCUCUUCUACAACAGCGCCGACCCCGUGCUGCGUGCCAUGUGGCCCGACGGCGAGCAGAGCAUCACCGAGGUGACCAAGCGCCCGCUGACCGCCGGCACGCUCUUCAAGAACUCCAUGGUGGCCCUGGUGGAGAACCUCGCCUCCAAGGAGCCCUACUACGUGCGCUGCAUCAAACCCAACGACCAGAAGUCUCCGACGCUGUUUGACGAGCAGCGCUGCCGGCACCAGGUCGCCUACCUGGGGCUGCUGGAGAACGUGCGUGUGCGCCGCGCCGGCUUCGCCUACCGCCAGCCCUACCAGCGCUUCCUGCUGCGCUACAAGAUGACCUGUGAGUACACGUGGCCCAACCACCUGAUGGCCAGUGACCGGGAGGCCACUCAAGCCCUGCUGGAGCAGCACGGCUUCCAGGACGACGUGGCUUAUGGCCACACCAAGGUCUUCAUCCGCACGCCCCGCACCCUCUUCCGCCUGGAGCAGGAGCGGGCGCAGCUCAUCCCCAUCAUCGUCCUGCUGCUGCAGAAGGCGUGGCGCGGGGCCCUGGCCCGCCGGCGCUGCCGCUACCUGCGCGCCGCCCGCGCCAUCCUGGCCUGCUACAAAGCGCAGAAGGUGCGGGCGUACCUGCGGGAGCUGCUGCGGCGCUUCCAGGGCGUGCGGGCCCUCCCCGACCUGGGCGCCAGCCUGGCCUGGCCCCCGCCGCCCCCCGUGCUCGCCCGCUUCCAGGAGGGCACCCAGCGCCUCUUCCGCAGGUGGCGAGCACGGCAGAUCAUCAAGAACAUCCCUCCCUCGGAGAUGGGGCAGAUCCGGGCCAAGGUGGCCGCCAUGGAGGCGCUGGCCGGGCUGCGGCGGGACUGGGGCUGCCAGCGCCGCUGGGCACAGGACUACCUCUCCUCGCCCAGCGAGAACCCGGGGCUGGCGCUGCCCUUCGCCCGCCGUGUCCAGGCCCUCAAGGACAAGGUGCAUUUCAGCUCCGUCCUCUUCUCCUGCCACGUCCGUAAGAUCAACCGCUUCGGGAAGAGCCGGGACCGUGCCAUCCUCCUGACCGACCAGCACCUCUACAAGCUGGACCCCCGGCAGCAGUACCGGGUGAUGCGGGCACUGCCCCUCAGCACUGUGACGGGGCUGAGCGUGACGAGCUGCCGGGCGCAGCUGCUGGUGUUCCACACCCAGAGCCAGGAGGACCUGGCCGUGUGUCUGCACAAGAUGCAGCCGGCGGGGGACAACAGGGUGGGCGAGCUGGUGGGCGUCCUGCUGGAGCACUGCCGAGCGACCAAGCGGGAGCUGCGGGUGCGGGUGUCCGACUGCAUCCAGCUGAACCUGCGCGGGCGCCGGCGGCUGCUCACGGUGGAGACGCGGCCGGACGCCGCCACCCCCGAUUUUGGCAAGAGCCGUGACGGCUUCGUGCUCUACUGGUCUGGGAAAUGAGGGAGGAGCGGCUCCCCCUGCCCCCCUCCCCUCUGCUCAGCACCCCACGGCCCCGUGAGCCCCAACCACCCGUCCCCUACCCUGUGUCUCCCCCCCGGGACGAUGCUGAAGCCUCUGUGUGUGCCAGGAAUAAAGAGCUGGAUGGGA
This is a messenger RNA of Colius striatus (speckled mousebird), 3232 nucleotides long. RefSeq names its product myosin IG (gene MYO1G). Gene Ontology annotation, cellular component: myosin complex; microvillus; cytoplasm. Lineage: Eukaryota; Metazoa; Chordata; Aves; Coliiformes; Coliidae. The record is from RefSeq and is a predicted model, not a curated record. Gene Ontology annotation, biological process: vesicle transport along actin filament; actin filament organization. Gene Ontology annotation, molecular function: microfilament motor activity; actin filament binding; ATP binding.